Messenger RNA from Striga asiatica, 795 nucleotides. The record is from the annotation of a GenBank genome assembly. NCBI's taxonomy places the organism in Eukaryota, Viridiplantae, Streptophyta, Magnoliopsida, Lamiales, Orobanchaceae.
AUGAAAACUAGCUUAAGCUUACCAUCCUUUUUCUUCACUACACCUCUUGCGAAAAGAAUGCAAAUGACCAAAAACCCUACUCCGGCUGCCCCUCCAAAUAUUAUAGCCAUCGUCUUUCCUAGGCAGAUUUCUUGGGCGACCCAUUCGGACCAUACCCGUACCCGACAAAGCACUUGUCCAGUCAGCACAGUCGGCGGGCCCCACGUCGCCCUCGCACUGCCCCAUCACGUACACGGACUCGGCGCUCGCCGAGUAGAACCCAUCCCGCACGCCGUUGCAGCUCAUCCCGCUCUCCAGCGCGCUCAGGGCCGUGUCCCUCCUCUCCUCGAACCCUUGCCCACCGGCGCUCUUCUCGCUGCAGUCCUUGUACAACAUCUCCAUUCCGGACAUCCUCGAGUACCCCGACACCUCGUACGACAUGUAGCAGCCGGCGAGGUGCAGCCGGGCGGCGACGGGCCGGCCGCUGCAGAGCCGGUCGAUGAGGAUCGGGAUCUUGCUCACGCAGCUGUAGCAGUCCACGUUGGAGAGGUCGCCCCGGCACUGGAAGAGGCCGUCGAUGGAGUCCCGGCCGGCGGCGGCGGCGGUGGUCCGGAAGAACUUGUUUCUGGAGGAUUGGGCGACGAGGGUGCCGAACACGGUGGAAAUUGCCUGGGAGGAAGCGCCGGAGGGGUCCGAGAAGGACUGACGACGGUGGUGGAGUCGGAUUCAGGUCGGGAAUAUGGGGCAAAUUGGAGGAGAAUAGCUAGAAGGGGGAAGAGAAGAGGGAGGGGUUUUGGGGGGUUUCCCAUUUGGUGA